Messenger RNA from Myxocyprinus asiaticus (Chinese sucker), 2240 nucleotides. Its product is annotated as cysteine-rich protein 2-like. The record is from RefSeq and is a predicted model, not a curated record. Lineage: Eukaryota; Metazoa; Chordata; Actinopteri; Cypriniformes; Catostomidae. The coding region runs from base 78 to 698 and encodes 206 amino acids. The transcript has 8 exons.
CUCAACCAUUGGUCGUCUAGCGCGCGUAGAUGAAAUAGAGGAAUCCGUUCUCCGUCAAACCCGUUGAAGAAGAGACGAUGUCUUCAAAGUGCCCUAAAUGCGAAAAGACUGUGUAUUUUGCUGAGAAAGUGUCGUCACUGGGGAAGGACUGGCACAAGUUCUGUCUGAAGUGCGAGCGCUGCAGUAAGACCCUGACGGCGGGCGGCCAUGCAGAGCAUGGUGGGAAACCAUACUGCCACAAGCCAUGCUAUGCUGCCCUCUUUGGGCCAAAAGGUGUAAACAUUGGAGGUGCAGGCUCAUAUGUGUAUGAGACUCCAGCCAACUCUAACUCACCCACAUCCCACUUGGAAUCUGCACCUAAACCUCAGGAGAAAUGGGUACCAGCAGCUUCCAGGCCACCUUCUAAAGCUGGAAGCAUCACCACCUUCUCUGGAGAAGCCAGUCUGUGUCCCAGAUGCAACAAGAAGGUCUAUUUCGCUGAGAAGGUGACGUCACUGGGGAAGGACUGGCAUCGGCCGUGCCUACGCUGUGAAAGGUGCAGUAAGACCCUGGCAGCAGGCAGCCAUGCAGAGCACGAUGGAAAGCCCUACUGUCAUAAACCAUGUUACGCUGUCCUCUUUGGCCCAAAAGGCGUAAACACUGGUGGUGUUGGCAGUUACAUCUAUGACAAGGAGCCCAACACGGAGGCUCAACCUUGAUUUUUAAUCCUUGGGAAUCCUCAACCCCAGCUUCACUAUAAUCACGGUCACUACCAGUACCUCACGCACUUUCACAUAUUCCCCGCCUCUUGCCUUUUCACGGAUAACUUGUGCCACCUUGGAUCUUUCUGCAGAAGCUCCAGUGUUCCCCUGAAAGCCCCCUUUCUCAUCGGUCUACUUGAUGGUCCUUUACUCACAAUCCCAAAUGUCCCCAACAGGAGGACAGUUUGACUGUUAUGAUAUGCAGUGGCCCCAAAUAGUAUUUGGAUGCUUAAGUCACAAUUAAAUGGAUGAAUGUUUUUGCAUUAGAUAAGAAAAUAUCAAGACAACUGACAUUUAUUUUAAACAUAGCCCAAGCAUUUCAGAAGAAGAUUGUUAGAUAAAAACUAUAAAAUAAUUGUGAACUUGAGGAAAUCGGACUUCAUACAUUCACCAAAAUGACUGUGACACCAGCUAGUUGAAAGUCAUUGCAAAAAUGGCUCAGAAAAGUUAGUUUUGAGAAAAGGUGCACAGAUGUCACUUGUUUUGAUAUUUUCCGUGCAAUGCAAUGGCAUUCUGACCUUUUUCAGAGUCCUAAAGUGUUUAAAUACUUUGGGGCCACUGCACUCGAUGUGAUCAUGUCUGACUUGUCCUUUGUUUCAUUUAAUGGUAAUUUAUAUAAAUGUUUGUCUCUAUGUUUGUAUAAACCCAACAUGAAUAAAAGUUGUUAUAGUUCCUCUACAAGGUGAAACAAGACCCCACUUCCAUCCACAGUACUGCAUGUACAGUAGAAUGUGUUCAGAGUCUCUAGUAUCAGAUAAAACAACACAAGUUCACACUCAGUGGGAGCUCUGUUUUAUGUGGAGGAGCCGGGCUGUUUGAAUUGUUUACUGACAGGCAGAUGAAUCUCGCUUUUGAGAGUCCGUGCAGGUGCGGUUCACAUCAUCAUAAAUCUGAAAAAUAUUCUUCAACCCAGAUUUACUCUUUGGCUGUAUGGCAACAUUCUUGAGGUAAAGCAUUUUAAGGGUAGAUCUGCGAGAUGAAUGCUGACAGUAAAGUAAAUGGCCAAGCUCUUACUUUUUUAAGUGGAAGACAGACUUCUUUUUAUGGGGAAGUUGCUUGAAAUCCACAGGGUUUGAGGGGUGCCAGGGCGUGUGCGAUUGGUGCUCAUUGACUUAACAGCUGCAGCUAAUAUCUAUUAUGCCAAUCUAGUAACGUUACUUAAAGCAUGGAACCACAUUAAGGAGAAAAAGACAUGAAUAUGAUUUUGUACUGUCUGUAAUCUGAAAAUUUUAGAAGAACCCCAGUUUCUCAAAGUGAUGAAACUGAAGUAUCAUGUUUCCCAGUAGGAAUUUAGCCCAUAGUAAGUUUAAUAUUUUACUGAAAUGACAUUCUACUGAAUGUGCUUUUGUAUUCCUAUGACUGUUAUUGUUGUUAUAAUGAUUUCUUUGUUGUAGCAGGUCUUUGUUCUUUUGAGAACUUUAUGUAAAGAGAGCCUGCUUCGAGUCCUGCUGCUUCUGUCUGUUUAAUCCCAUAUUAAAGUUUACAUAAUGCUUUGUCUUA